ACUGAUCAGCAAACUUUAGUUGAAAACAUUUAAUUUGAUUAGCCUGAGGCUUGAGAGCCUGACCACCAAGGCAGGCGUUAGACAGAUUCAUGAUCAUAGGACCUCUAUCUUCUCUCUAUUAGUUUUUCUCCCUCCCUGCAUCCCUCUCUCAGCAAGCAAGUAAUGUGGUGCAAAUAAUUAACAGUACGUAGUACUGAGCGAGUAAAUUAUGGAUCCUGAAGAACCAGGAAAUGGUUUCUCAAGCAGGACCAUUCCUCUCCUGGUUAGCAGCACUAGCAGUAGCAGCAGCAGCAAUCACACCAGGGAUCCCAUUAUUAUCCACUCCCUUUCAACGUCGGGCAAUACCUCUUUUUAUAAAACUUGUUUCAACGGCCUCAACGCUUUAUCAGGAGUUGGAAUACUCUCAGUACCAUAUGCCUUGUCAUCAGGCGGAUGGUUCAGCUUGAUGCUACUGCUAGUUAUUGCAUCCUCUGCUCUUUAUACUGGCUUGCUUAUCCAGAGAUGCAUGGAUAUGGAUCCAAGCAUAAGGAGCUACCCCGAUAUCGGUGAGCGCGCAUUUGGGGCAAAAGGAAGAGCACUUGUAUCCAUUGUAAUGAAUACUGAACUCUAUAUGGUGGCAACCGGUUUCUUGAUUCUUGAAGGAGAUAAUUUAUACAACUUGCUCCCCGAUGUCAAUUUCGAAAUUGGGGGUCUUAAAAUCGGAGGAAGAGAGAGCUUUGUUAUCAUGGUUGGCCUUAUAAUACUGCCUACUGUUUGGUUGAACAACAUGAGCAUCCUUUCUUAUAUUUCUGCCAGCGGAGUUGUAGCUUCUCUCCUACUUCUUUGUUCAAUCUUCUGGGCUGGGGAGUUUGAUGGCAUUGGAUUUCAUCACAAGGGAGUUCUAAUAAAUUGGAGCGGAAUUCCUACUGCUGCGAGCCUUUAUUCCUUCUGUUACUGCGCUCAUCCAGUUUUUCCCACCUUGUACACUUCCAUGAGAGAUCAGAGACAAUUUUCCAAGGUUCUGGGAAUAUGCUUUCUUGUAUGCACUAUUUCGUAUGCAUUGAUGGCAAUUGUGGGUUACCUGAUGUUCGGUUCAGAACUCAUGUCUCAAAUAACAUUGAACCUUCCAAUCGACAAGAUUAGCUCGAGAGUGGCAAUAUACACCACAUUGGUCAAUCCCAUAGCCAAAUAUGCUCUGAUGGUAAUACCAAUUGUGAAUGCCAUUGAGACUAGGCUGCCGUUAAAUUGUCAUAAAAGGUCAUAUAGCCUCUUCGUCCGAACCAGCCUGGUCCUUAGCACCGUUAUUGUGUCCCUGGCCAUACCGCUUUUUGGGUAUCUCAUGUCACUUGUUGGAGCAUUUCUUAGCGUCACAGCCUCCGCCAUACUUCCUUGCCUGUGCUUCUUGAAGAUUUCUGGCAUUUACCAGACAUUAGGUCUUGAGCAGCUGGUAAUAGUCGGCAUUGUCUUGAUGGGCAUUUCUAUUAUGAUAGUUGGAACCUAUACAUCUGUGAUGGAAAUUGUAAUGCAUUUUGUAACGUGACUUUUACCCAUUCAAGGUAAUUCCCUGAUUCACUGGCA
Molecule: messenger RNA, 1557 nt
Organism: Coffea eugenioides
Lineage: Eukaryota; Viridiplantae; Streptophyta; Magnoliopsida; Gentianales; Rubiaceae
Product: amino acid transporter AVT1I
Exons: 3
Coding region: 209-1519 (436 amino acids)
Cellular component (GO): plasma membrane
Source: RefSeq, a predicted model, not a curated record